GCCUGGGAGCGGGGAGCUGGCUGUGUGUGUGUUGUGUGUGAGUGUGUGUGAGAGGAAGCGGCCGCAGCGGAGUGUCCGGGCACCGUGUCCGGGCUCCGUGUCUGAUCCCGGCCUGUCCCGGCUCCGGGAAGCCGCCUGCAGCCUCGACGGACGCCUCCAUGCGGCUGUGAUGGCUGACGGCAGCUGCUCGGCAGCACCACGCAGAGGGGAACCACCGAGUCUUCGAUCCCGAGUCGUCUGGACUGAUGGGCUCGACCCACCCGGCGUCGCCAGGCAGGAGAUUACCGCUGAAUGAGAACUGCUAGGCCGUCCAGGCUGGCCGUAGCAUGCCAACCGCAAAAGGUAAAGGUGGCGCGGCAGCCCACCGCUAUCGACCGGCCUCGGAGUACGACGACGCCACGCUGGCUCAGAAGAGGGAGUACUGGAGGAACAAGAAGCGAGAGCAGAGGGCCCGGCUGUCGGAGCGCAGAGGGAAGCCAGCGCACGCCAGCCAGGGCGAAACGCCUCCACGCCUAAAUGCCCCGGCGGGGGCAAAUUCCUGUUUGUCAGACGCUAUUUCUGUUUCGUGCUCUCCUCUGAAGGGUAAUGAUUCGUUCAGUUGUGCACCACAUAGUCAAAAUACUGAGGUGGGCAUUUUGUUCAAAGACAAUGAAAGCCAGGACGGCAAGUGGCUUCAGGCGGCUGAGCUUGGCGAGGUAUUGCCGCCGCUACCAGCUUCUCACCCCGUCUCCGCCAAGCCUGCUGGGGGCAACACAGCCGCCCUGAAGCACCCGGCUGUCCGGGGUGCUUUGCGCAUGGCCGUCACCUCAGCCGCAUCCAGUGGAUCCCAGCCGAACACCAGUUCCUCAGUGCCUCCUGUCAGAGCCACCCCAACCCUCAAUGGCAGCUCCACUACAGCAGCGCCUCAGCCAUUUGUGUCUAUGCAGGGCGCAUUCGUGCCCAAACCCCAAGAUAAGGCACAAACCACGCCGCCCGCUCAGCCCAGAGGCUCACCCACCAGGGUAACCGCCGGCAUCGCUCCGGUGUCUUCUCCAUGUGGCCCGGGUUCUAUCAAAACAGAGGGCACCACCGUGAGCCCACCCCCUCAAGCCGGAACGAGUGCCUUGGUCGUCGCACAGAGGGCUAAAGGCAACGCACACCCGUCCCUGGAGUCCGAGGAGGAGAAAGCGGCCAAACGGCGGGAGAUCUGGCGCAUCAAAAAGCGAGAGCAGAGGGCAAAGCUGGCGGCCCGGCUGCCCAAAAACCGAGAGAGGGAGCGGGGUGCGGAGGCGGCACUUCACGAGGAGACUGCACCGGGUUCCAGAGGCAGAAUGGUUCUUCAUCCGUGUCAGCCAGGUCUGAGAGGGCCGAUCCAGAGACGCCGGGCCGGCCCAGUGGCGUGCUCGUCUGUCAAACAGGAGCGAGAUGAACUGCAAAGUGGAGCAGCGGCUGUAGCUGUCGGGAACCUGCAGAGGGACCCGGCGAAGUCACCCCACGGGAAUCACAUCAUGCAGUCGAUCCCAGUUGAUGGCGCGUUGGUCAGGAGGCGGCUCGAUUCUCUGCGAAAGCCUCAAAACCAUGUGUAUCUUAAUAGCGUUACCCGCGGGAUGGCCCGGUGUAAAACGCCCAGGCAAAGAUUCAUCGACGCCCAGAAGACCUUCAUGCAUCUGAGGAACCUCAGAUGUAAGUCCCCCUUUGUGUCUUCGGUGUUCGGUCCCAGAGGUAUGCCCAGAAUUGACCCCAACGACACACCUGAGCAGAUCAUAGCCAAACGGCGAGAGUACUGGCGGCUGAAGAAGCGUGAGCAGCGAGCGAAGCUGUCGGUGGAGGUGAAGGCCCGACUGAAAGAGAAAGACUCCCUGAUGCGGAGAGUGAAACGUUACCAGCAUAUACUGGAGGAGAUGCGGAAGGCCAGAGCGCCCGCCCGCUCAGUAGGGGGCGCCCUCACCCACGCCUCCGAGACUAUCGGAGGGUUCAUCAAGGAAGACGGGACUCUGACGGUCAACAUACCCCAGAAUCCCGCAAACUACGUCUCUGCCACCAACAAAAGUGAGGAAGUAUGCCGCGUGGUUCCGAAGAAUCAGCCGACUGCUAAACACAGAGGCGUCGGUCCGGUCCGGGUAAAGCCCCCUCCGUCUUCACUCGGCCCUCCUCAGGUGAAAGUCUCGUUUCCUCUCGCUGGACAGUCGGCCAACAAGCCUCCGUCGUUACUGUCCAUCAGACCACAUGCUCAUCUGGAAAGCACAACUCUCCCAGACCCACAGCCGUUAGCGGUGCAGAGCGCCGGCCAGCUCACGCUCAGCCACCCUCACACGGCCCAGGACUCGCUUUCCCCCGGGCCGGCGGCGGGCCCGGCGGCGGGCCCGGCGCUCGGCGGCUGCGUCAUGAAGAUGGCCGUGUCGUGCAGCGCGCCCUCGCUGCCGGGCCUGUCUCUGGAUCCGGGGCUGACGGAGGAGGUGAAGAUGGCUAAGAAGAGGGAGUACUGGAGGAUGAAGAAACGCGAGCAGCGAGCGGCUCGUGCUUUCUGUCUCAAGCAAGGUGUCUUCCAGUCCAGGGCCUUCAGUGCCCUGCAGAGGAUCAAGGCUCAGAAGCAAGCACCAGUCCCUCCCGUGCCUCUGUGUCCCGUCAGCUGCCCAGCGAGCGCACAGCCUCUUCCCCCCGACGGCGCGUCGGUGACGCCCGAGGUGAAGCAGGAGGGCCGGUCUCUGCCGGCGCCGGACCUCAGCUCCCAGCCAGACCCCGCCGUCUGUCCAGAUGUCAAACCCCCCCCGCCGUCGCCGCCGCCGCCGGAGCUGGACCCCGCUCUGACUGCGGACAGCCAGGCCACCACGCUGCUGGCCGUGGCCUCCAUGAAGAAGCUCCUGGAGGAGUCGCUCAGCACCGUGACCGACGGCAGUCAGACGGACAUCAAGGUGGAGGCGAGCGACGAGGCCUCGGACGAGGACAUCAAGCCACAUUUACCUCAGCUGUUCCUGGACAGCGACGACAUGUCCCCCGUCACCGCGGACCUGACUCUGCAGAUGAGGGACUGGCAGCCAGAGGACGGGGACGUGGACGGGGACGUGGCGCAAGAGCCAAUCAGCCCUCAGCUCGACCAGUCGUUUUUCAUCGGCGAGACGUCUCCACCGCUUCCUCCCACCUGCGAGAGCUCAUCCCAGACCCCCUCCAGCUUCAUCCUGACCCCCGACGGGCCGUCCUCUCCACACCUUCACCUCGAGAACUCUCCAGAAACACCGGGGCUCCACGGCGUCCCGGCUGCGUCCCCGGACCGGCGGCAGGACGAGCCGCAGCGGCGCCCGCCGGACGGCGGUCCGCCGCCGCCGCCGGCGCAGAGCAGCCUGCAGAGGAAGAGGGAGUACUGGAAGCUGAUGAAGAGGCAGCAGAGAGCCCGGCUCAAGGCCCACCAGAAGGACCGCAGCAGGGAGUCCAGCCAGCGGACACGUCCCAGAAACACCAGGACUCCGGGCCUCGUCACCAUCAUGCCCAAACAGCCGGUGGCUCCUCCUCCUCUCGCCGCCGCCGCCGCCGGCAGCAUCCCGGCCGUCCUGCUGGUGUCUCGGCCCGCCGUCCCAGCCCCGCGGUCCCCCGACUCCCUCCUCCAGCUGCCGUCCCCCGGCACCGACGGGAACUCUGCGGCUCUCCAGCUUUCGCCGGUCAAAGAGUGGACGUGUCCGCCGGAGUGGACGUGUGAGGGCGCGGACGCGGCGCCGUCCCCGCCCACCCUGAAGCCCCCGGACAACCCGCUGUCCAGCAUCAACCUGCAGCCCAUCGAACCCCCGGGACCGAGCCCACCCGCCGUCCUCAGCCCCAUCAGGAUCCCCAGCCCCCAGCCGCAAAGCCCCGCCCACACGCUGCCCUCCCCCCCCGCCAGGCCGCCACCCGCGAGCACCUUGGCCCCCCCGAAGCCCGUCCCGGGCGAGUCCCAGGAGGACUUCCUCCGCAGGAAGAGGGAGUACUGGAGGAUCAAGAAGAAGGAGCAGAGAGCCAGGAAGGCCAGUCAGCAGAAGGACAGCCCCCCAAAGAUGGCGUCCAGCAGCAGCAGCCGGCCCGUCCUGCUGCCCGCCGAGGACCCCCACCCACAGGACUGCGAGCAGUGGGCGGAGUCUGAGGACCCCCAGCGAAUCAUGAGCGUGGCGAUGGACGGCGGCCCGGGAGGAUUCUCGUACACGGACUACCCGGUGCCGGCGGGAGACGAGCCGGACGUCCUGUUCUCGGAGCUGGACGGCGCCGGCGGGGACGAGGCCCCCGUGUCGGACGGCGUGUGGCGGAGCCGCUACCUCAUGGACCACGACCCGCUCAACCAGCUGCUGGUGUGCAUGGUGUGCGGCGAGCUGCAGUACUCCCACGGCCUGGAGGGGGUCCGGGCCCACAUCGACGAGGCCCACCCCCACACCCUCGGCCUGGACCCCGCCCACCGCCGCCGCAUCCUGGAGGCCUGGGACGAGCAGGUGUCCCGCAGGGAGCGCUUCUUCACCAGCCAGCUGCAGCAGCACGGGGGGGCGCUGGCAGACAGCCAGAGGAACUGAGCGGCGGCCGCUCGACUGAGGAGGAGCCUCGCCGUCCGCCGGCGGUCCGGACUAAAGCUUUACCUCAUUUCCUCCUGCCAAGGCGGCGGGGCGGCGGUUCACCGCGGUUCAUGGCGGCGGUUCACCGCGGUUCAUGGCGGCGGUUCACGGCGGCGGGACGGCGGUUCACGGACGCCGCCGGACACCUCCAGGCUGCAGAGACCGUCACUGUUCCUCCUCAGCAGAGGACUGAAAAAAAAAAGACAGUUUCUCUUUCCUUUCUCAGCUUUAAUUUUGUGACAGCAGGAAGCAGGGGGUCAUUAGGGCAGAGGUCAGAGGUCAUCGCUCGCUGCAUUUCACGCAGCAGAGCUGCUCUUUCAAAACCUCAAAAUCUCCACAAGACAAACUUCAGUCUUUGCUGCUGAAGCUUUUCCACACAAACGUAAAGCAGCACAAUGAAGAGAAACGCUGGAAGCUCCUCCCUCUCAGCAGGCGGCUCCUUUACUGACGUGAAGCGGCAGCGCCGCCUAGUGGCAGGACGGGGACAACCGGAGGGACGCUGCUGGAGGUCAGAGGGUCAAUCACAUGACCCCAUUAUUCAGAUUUAAGGUUUAAAUUCUCCUGAAAUGAGAAAAAGUCCAAAUGUGGCCGAUGUGUUUCUGGAGUUUUAGCGUCAAACGGGUUCCGUUUGCCUCCUGAGAUCAAACCUGCGGGACGUUUCCUCACUUUUAAAGCCGUGUUUUUUCCCACCAGCCUAAAUCCCAGCUGAUCAGGACGACGUCGUGUUGGAGGUUCAGCUGGAAGCUUCAAGCUGUUUGACUUCAUUUCACGUUUUUAGAGUUCUGCAUUUGAAUCCAAUGUGUUGUUUUACACUUUAAAAGGUCAUUUAUUGAAAAAAAAAAAAAAAGGGUCCUAAAUA
Messenger RNA from Salarias fasciatus (jewelled blenny), 5403 nucleotides. RefSeq names its product serine/arginine repetitive matrix protein 2. The record is from RefSeq and is a predicted model, not a curated record. Lineage: Eukaryota; Metazoa; Chordata; Actinopteri; Blenniiformes; Blenniidae. The coding region runs from base 327 to 4505 and encodes 1392 amino acids. Gene Ontology annotation, biological process: negative regulation of DNA-templated transcription. The transcript has 7 exons.